Messenger RNA from Exophiala bonariae, 1521 nucleotides. RefSeq lists its product as uncharacterized. NCBI's taxonomy places the organism in Eukaryota, Fungi, Ascomycota, Eurotiomycetes, Chaetothyriales, Herpotrichiellaceae. The transcript is spliced from 3 exons. Gene Ontology annotation, molecular function: DNA-binding transcription factor activity, RNA polymerase II-specific; zinc ion binding. Gene Ontology annotation, biological process: regulation of DNA-templated transcription. The coding region runs from base 1 to 1521 and encodes 506 amino acids. The record is from RefSeq and is a predicted model, not a curated record.
AUGGCCAUCCGUGCGUCCAAUGCGACACUGCGGACCAAGACUGGAUGCUUGACUUGUCGUGCAAGGCGCAAAAAGUGCACUGAAGAAAAACCACGAUGUCAAAAGUGUACAAAGUCAAAGCGAGUUUGCCAGUGGCCCAAUGAAGACGAUAUGUUCGAUCGUCGUAAUCGGCGGGCGUCAAGAUCACCAUCUCGUGGUCCCGAGUCGCCGGGGGUAUUCUCAGACGAUGGAAAUACCCCGUUGUCGCAAUAUGACGACAGCUUGACAUCGGAGACGCCAUCAUUGUCAAUAUGCCGUGAGCUAUCCAUUAGAUCUGAUCUUGUCAACCCCAAGAGAUUCAGGUCGGAUUUUGAGCUGGCUUGCUUUCAAGAGUUUAUGAGAGACAUGCUACCGCCGCUUCUUCUGUCGCACACUCACCCUGGAUUCCAUGUAGAGCAUUUACCGGAGAUGGUAGAAAUGAUCGUCGACUUCGAUGGUCUGCGAAACAUCGUGCUGGCUUGUGGGGCGACUCGACGGAACGCACUUUCUGAAAGCUCUGAGAUGGGUGAGGUUGAACUAGGCUUCUAUUCAAGGGCCGUUACCGACGUGAAUCACGCCCUAGCCAAAGUGGAUUGGAACAGCGAAGACACGGAUGAUGCGGUUCUGAUGGCAGUGUGCUUCCUAUACAUCCAUGGGGUGUUCUCCGUUGGCACAAACAAGGACAUUCGUAAGCAUCUUAUCGGUGCGAUCCAGUUGAUGAAACUCCGAUGCGCGCAAUCUUCAAGGUCCUUGAUAGCCCGCCCAAUACAUCGCAUAUUGUGGGAGAGUAUCCUUUAUCAAAUCUUCCGGCAAACAGUAAGACAUCCAUUCAAAAAGGACUUUCAACCAGAUUUCGAAUUUUGUGACACGGCGGCUCGGGUGCUCAGCUCACCAACAUUCCCCGAAGCCUCCCUCAGAGACAACAGUCCUGUGAUUGGAUUUCCUAUCGAGCUUUGCACGUUCAUCAUCCGUGUGGUGCAAAUGAGCAGAAUACCCUGCAAGCCCAAGGCUGAUGAAUUGGCAGAGCUCUUGAAGGAAAUGCAAGAGUGGGAGAUGUUGAUCAUCGACGACAUACAUUGCCUGAAUGGAGACCCGAUAUCCCAUGAUACCUCAACAACUGGAGGAAGAAGCGAUUUGUUCCACGAGCAUUCCAUGAGCCUGCAUAUCUUGGCGGUGUCACUUCUCUUAAACUGGGUUACACAAACACAGGAGACAUCUGUACCUGCAACGAGUGGCCUCCCGCCAACCAACGACACAUGGCAGCUUCGUAAAGCACUGCGGAUACUGACUUGCCCACAUGCAAGUAAGGAGUGGACGAAGUGUUAUCUAGGCUCUUGGCCAUCGUUGAUUUUUGGAUACGCUGUGGACAAUCCUGAAGACGUUGAAUUAGUACGACAAGACAUGCGGCAAAGAUUAGGGAGCCUAUAUUGUGGUGAUGACUUGUUGGCAUUAUAUGAAUUAGAGGACGUCUGGCGAAAGCGAGGCAUCAACGAAAUAGCAUGA